CGGAUUUUGGGCAUUAAUCGUUUUUUUGCUUCUGCCGCCCUCUUGUUGUAGCUCGGCGCUGGGUCACCCUCGCUUACAAAUCUACCUUCAAAAAUUAUUUCCAAAUUUGUGUCGAGUCAUCCAUAACCACACCAAAAUGUCGCAAACCUCCAUUCUUGACGGGAAGUCCCUCGAUAGCCUCAUUCUGGAUUUUGGUUGCCUCAAGGAUAUUCCAGAGCUCUCUUCUCCCAUCAAAUCGUUCCUCGAUGGCGAUUACAAAAAGGUGCUCGAGAGCCCCGCAUCGCAAAGCCUCUUUGAGAAGUUUGCACAGACUGUCGGACUCUCAAGAGAACGGCAAGAUGCAGCCAUUCAAGACGGAACACUCAGCAGUGAAGCCGACGCAGUCUUGGUCCUGAUCGCGGGUCUGGCUGCAUUCAAUGCGUUUCUGCAAAUAAAUGUCACGGGACCACCGUUGGACAUGAAAAAUGUCUUUGGCAAGAGAGACCAGGCAUUUCGAGACCAGUGUCUUAAGAGCUUAGAGCUGGACGGGAUUUCCGUGUAUCAACACAUCCCUUCCCUCGAGCUUUUUUGCUUUGCUCGAAUGGUCUUCAAUUUUUGUUUCCCAAGGAUUAUUCAGGGCAGCUUUAUCGACUCGAAAUGGAUGCGCAUCAGGAUCAAUUCAUAUCACCAGCGGUUACUGACCGGGGUUUCAUUUAGUCGCGUUCUGGAGACCAAUGCGCUACAGGAAGUCAUUGAGAAAGACUUGAAGGAGCUUGAAGAUGAGCUUUUUGCCCCCGCUUCAAUCUUCUCGACUGAGGCCAAGGUCCAGUUCCUUUUAGAAAAAGCGCAGAUUCAUAUCAUGCAAGGCCUCGAUAUCAAAGCAAUGGAAGACUUGAAAAAGGCGGAAACGACUUCGGAGUUCAACUAUGCUCUCUCUGGAGCCUUAGGAAAAAGAACAAAGUUCCAGCAAAACGAUAUCUCUCAGUUGGUUGUAUUUGCUAAAAGUAAGGAGGAUAGUGGCGAGUCGUUGAAUGGAAUAUCGAAGGCAGUGAAGGAGACCAGCUUGUCAAAUGAAGAUGGAAAUGUGCCCAAGGCAUUGCAGCUGAACGACGACACACUGCUUGAAUCCAUUGAUUAUGCCAAACCCACAUCCAAUAGAGUGGAUAAUCUGCCACCUUCAUUGGCUGGUAUGCUGCCUGACCAGCAACCACAACUCAAACCAUUGGACCAAAUCACUCUCCUUGCGGAAGCUACUCUGAAAGAUAACUUUCUACCCCCUGACAAAUUGAACAGCGAAGAAGUCCUUCCCUACGCCGUUCGUGUACUCUCUGAUAAGCCAACCAAUUGGCAAAUCUACACCCAGGCUCUUCUUGUUCGGAGUAGAAUUGAAUCUCAUCGUUCUAGAACCCAAGAGCGUAGUGUCCUCCAACUGCAAGUGAUAGUGGAUCAGAUUAUUGCAGACACGACUGAAGGGCCAGCAUCAUCUUCUGAUGGGGUCCCUGAAAUUCGGGUUACUCAAUUUCUACCACGGGCGAAAGCCACAGAAACAGCAUCCGUAACAGAACGUCUGCAAUAUAUCUUUCAACUCAAUACACCAACACGAUGGGAGCUUGAAACCGAGUUAGCAUUUGCUUGGUCUGGUGUCGGUUCUCUUGUUAGUGCUUUGGAGAUCUUCAAACGCCUCAAGUUAUGGGCUGAAGUCGCCUUAUGUUAUCACUCCGUUGGCCAAGAAGACAAAGCUCGUCAGAUUGUGCGGAGACAACUAUAUUUUUCAAGUAAAGGUCCAGAGAUAGAUGACUACGAUGUUGACGCCGAAGCCAUUGCAGCCGAGACCUGGGAUGGUGAAAUGCGCACUCCUCCUCCUCCGCACGCUCCCAGAUUGUGGUGUAUCCUUGGUGAUCUUAAUGCAGACCCAUCAUGUUGGGAGCGGGCAUGGGAGAUUUCGAAUCACCGAUAUGCACGAGCUCAACGUACACUUGGAGAAUACUGGUCUAAGACCGGAAACCUAGAAAAAGCCCGAGAAGCAUAUCUGGAAGCGACGAUUGUUAAUCGCCAAAACAAUGAUACCUGGUCCCGACUUGGAGACAUAGAUCUGCGAGUAGGAAAUUGGGAUGGAGCCAUCAUUGCAUUCCAACAAAGCAUCAUGAUCGAUGACACAGAAGCAAAAACAUAUUCCAAUCUCGGUUCCGCUUUGUUGUCCAAACACGCAGAACUCAAAUCUCUCGAGAAAGUCGCGGCUUCAGUUGGCGAAGAAUCAGCCGCCGUCCUUCAAGACGAAGAUGAUGAAAGUCCCGCUGUUCAAGCCCCGAAGAAAGAUGCAAAAGCCAUCUUGCGACAAUCCCUCAGUGCUUAUAAAAAAGCUGCCUCGCUUGCUUACUCCAAUUGGCAAAUCUGGGAUAAUGUCCUCACAAUUGCUACCAGAACCUCACCCCCUUCGUACCCAGAUAUUCUCCUCGCCCUGAGAAACGUGAUUCGAAUCCGGUCGCCCACAUUAGGCGAAGGCUCGAUCGACAUCUCCAUUCUUCGGGCCCUAGUCAACGAAGUAACAACCCUCGACCGAGUCAACCUUCUCGGCGAAGUCCAAAAAUCAGGCAUCUACGAGCCUCCUCGCGGAAGUCUCGCCCGAGCAGUCAUAAAAUUCUACACCACGGAAAUCGAGCCCCUCAUCACUGCCCAACCCGUUCUUUGGACCUUUGGUGAGAAACUCGCUCUUUUUACGCAUGAUUACGUGCGUGCACUUUCUUGUGCGGAGAAGGCUUGGAGGGUUUGCAGUCAAGCCUCUGAUGAAGCGUGGCUUUCUGAGAAGGAGAAGUUCAAGGAGGUGGUUGAGGUUACGGAUGGACUUGUUAGUGCGUAUGAGAAUUAUGGGGGGAGAGAACGAGAGGAUGGCGAGGGCGGAUUAGUGGAGAAAGGAUGGAAGAUGAAGGCACGAAGUGCUGUAAGGGGGAUCAUGGGGAAGGCGAGGGAUAGUUGGGAGGGGACGCCGGAGUGGGAGCAGCUGAAAGAUUUGUUGGAUGGACUAAAGUAA
This is a messenger RNA of Hymenoscyphus albidus, 3007 nucleotides long. Lineage: Eukaryota; Fungi; Ascomycota; Leotiomycetes; Helotiales; Helotiaceae. The record is from the annotation of a GenBank genome assembly.